AAUAUCUGGCAGCAGCGCACAGAAGAAAAAACCAGGAGCUAUGAAGCAGCUCAUUUUAGGAACCUUGAACUUAGUUCAAAAUGUUGAAUUAUGAACUACGAACCGGACUAGUUCAUUUUAAAAUGUGUAAACUGAACUUUGAACUGGUUCAUGCAGAAAGUGAACUUUCCCAACACUGUAUUUCUGUUGACGAUCCUUUUCAUCCUCAGUUAAAAACCAGUGGCAGAAUGUGAAAGCUGUAUAGUUUGUAUCUGCUGUAUGAUAAAUAUGACACGCGAGUCCUUUAUCAAAAGAAGCAGCGGGUAUCUGGAUAUCACAAGUACAAGGUUUGAAACGUGAAAGGGAACGCUACGAGUUUAUGAGGGGACUUUGAAGGCAACAUCCACCUGCCGCUCGAGCCCUCAAAUGUCUCUGCUCCUUGUUUCUGCCGUGAAACACACCUGCACGUCGUGUCUCCAAGUGAAUAAAACGUUUUUGUCCACGUCGUUGACAUCGCUGACGUUGCUUAAGCAGCUUUGUAUCAGCGUGUUACCAUGGAGACCGAGGAUUAACUAACCCGAGUCGGCUAACGUUAGAAAAGGCUGGCUGAUGUGGAAAGACACGCUGCUCACGUUUAGAAUGUAAUCACAGCCAUGUGAUUGGCUCUCCACAUGUUCAGGUCAAAGGAACAGCCAAUCACAGUGAAAAUAAUAUUUCAUACUUUUUGAAAUUUUAAAACUUUAUUACUUCAUGGUCACGGGUCACUUAAAGUUGCAGAGCUGGCUGAGCCGAGCCCCCUUUGCCCCGUGACUCCUGAGGUCGCCCUCCAGGCAGACUUUACCUACUUGGUACCAACGGUCAGCUACAGGACCACGGCUAACUGAGCUAACUGGGCUAAUUGAGCUAACAGUAGCUACAGCUACAGCAAACAGGACAGUGAGCCACAGUUGGCAGUUACUCUGCUGAAGAACUUACAAGUUACUCCUUUAAUGGAUGGAGGAGCAGAGGGAGGCGGGAGGAGGUGCAGACCUGCAGGAGAACAGAGAAGGUAUCAGGUGCAUAACAGAGGAGCUGCUGCUCAAGCUCACUGGUUGUCGGUCUGUGGCUCUCGUUCGAUCCCUCAAUCUGUCGUCUUCAACUGGAGACAAACGCAUCAAGGUCAUAGAGAACCUCCAUGGCUGUCAGCAUCUGGAAGUUUUAAAACUCAACGACAACAUGAUUGAGAGAAUGCAGAGCGUGAACAGCCUGACACAGCUGAGAGAGCUGCAGCUGGCCCACAACAACAUCCAGAGGAUCGAGGGACUGGAGCUCAUGUCCAGUCUGCAGCAUCUGAACUUGUCCUACAACAGGAUUGAGCGAAUUCCUGUGUGGUUUGGGAGGAAGCUGCACUCACUGCACACACUCCACCUGCAGCACAACCUCAUCACAUCACUGUACGAGAUGUCCCGCCUGCGCUCUCUGAGCAGCCUAUCAGAGCUGUCCGUGUCAGGAAACCCUGCCUGCUCGCUGCAGCACUCCCGCCUCUUCCUGCUGUACCACCUGAGGACUCUGGACAGGCUGGACGAUCUGUCAAUCACGCAGGAGGAGAGAGGACACGCCCACCGACGCUUCGGCACCGAGGAGCUGCAGCGUCUGCAGCAGGAGGUGGACAGCAGCCAAUGGGAGCUGAGCAGGCUGCAGGGGGAGCAGCAGGACGCAGGCGCUCAACUCCGCCAGCAGGAGGAGACAAACCGAGAACUGAUGGCUCAGGCAGAAACGCAGAGACACGCACACACAUUGCUGGAGCAAGAAUUACACACCAAGAGUCAGCUGCUGAAGAAGACGACAGCCGAGUUGACCAGAGCCUUUCACAGACUGUAUGAGCUUGAGCAGGAGUUCACUUUCUACAAGAUUGAUACCAAACUCGGCCCGCUGCCCUCCUGCAGUGUUCAGGAAGUCGACAUUAUUAUGGACUCUGAGAGUCCAUACAUCGGCAAGGCUGGACACGUCAGGGGCACCGGCACCCCCCGACACUCCUCUUCCUCCUCCUCCCUGCAGCCCCAGGAGGAUGCAGACAUCCACGCUCAAACCGAGAGGUCACGCCCCCUGCAGGAAGCCUGCAGAACAGAGCAGCUUGAAGCUGAGGCUGAGCAGCAGGCUGCUGAACGGCUGCUGACACACAAACAGCAGGAGGCGCUGUGUCGUCUGCUCAGCAAACUGUCCGUCCUGGAGCAGCUGAAAGACGAAGCUGACGAGACACGAAGACAGAUGGACAGACAGAGCGAAGAGAGCAGGAAGACAGAGAGAGAGACAGAGGAGCUGGGGACACGCCUGUUGACUCUGGAGCCCACAGACCCACAACAUGCCCAUGUGACUGCCUGGUUGUCCAGUUGCAGACAGAUGUUGGACAGGAUGAGCGGGAACAAGAGCGAGCUGGAGGAUCGCCUUGACGACAUGCUGUCACGCAUCGCCAUGGAGACGCAGGAGAUCAAAGAACUGGAGCAACAGCUGACCGAUGGUCAGAUUUUGGCUAAUGAGGCUCUUCAGAGGGAUUUGGAAGGAAUCAUCUGUGGACUUCAGGAGUAUCUGAGAGGACUCAGAGAGCAGGCUCGUCGAGCUCAGCAGCAGGUUCACAAUCUGCAGGCUGAAAAUCGGAGUCUGCAGCUCCACCUGGAGGAAGCACAGAGACACUGCAGGCAGCUGGAGGACAACUCCAGGACACGCCGACAGGACAUGUCCGUCCAGCAGGAGGAGCUGUCUGCGCUGCGGAUGGAGACCCAGGCUCUGAGAGACAGACAGGUGGAGGACAGCAGACAGCGGGCAGAGCUGGAGGCGGAGCUGCAGCAGCUGAGGGAGGAGCUAAGCCGACAGGUCACGCUGGGACAGGGUGAGAAAUCAUCUCUUCAGCAAGGAGUCCAGAGACUUCAGGCCCAGCUGGACCAAACCAGAAUCCAGAUGGACCAGAUCAGAGUUGCCUUGUUGGAUCCUGAGGAGGUUCAGGGUGAACCAGAGAAGCAGGACAAUCCUGAGGACAUGUUGUCCAGGAGCGUGGAGCAGCUGUACAGGGCGAUCCAGAAGACCAGGGCCAGCAAGAAGCAUCUCCAACUAGACCAGAACCAGGAACAGACUGCCAGAGUGCAGGCAAAGCUAGACCAGAGUCAAGACCACAUAACCAGGCUGGCAGCCCAGGUGGCCCAGGAUCAGGACCAGAUAGCUGAGCUGGAAGCCCAGGUGGCCCAGGAUCAGGACCGGAUAGCUGAGCUGGAAGCCCAGGUGGCCCAGGAUCAGGACCGGAUAGCUGAGCUGGAAGCCCAGCUGAUUUGCAGUGUGGAGAAGGACCAGAACUCAGAGUGGAGACAGAAGGCAGAGCUGGAGAGACUGAGAGUCCAACUGCAGAGGUCUCAGAGCAAAAACCAACACGUUCAACGCAAACUGGAGGCGGAGCUGGAGCAGAACCGUCUGCAGCUUCAGGACGUCCGGCAGGACAGAGACGCUCUGCGCCAGCAGGGCGACCGGCAUCAGAGGAGCCUCAGCCGCCUGAACAGGAAACUACGGCAGCUCAGCAGGUCCAUGUGUGACUCGGAACAGCUGACAGCCGAACAGCUGAGGUCAACCAUCGAACAGCUGAGAGCUCUGAACCACACGGUGGAGCUGCUGCACACACACACAGAGCAGGUCCACAGUCUGGGAUCUCAGGGGACUCAGGACUCUGGUUUGGGGCUGCAGUACCUCAGUUCUCCUGAAAGGGGGCGACAGCAGGACAGAGGGCAGGCAGGAGGAGGGUACUGGGUCUAUGUCCCCCGGACACACGGCGUCUCUGACGCAGGUACAGACACACAUGUGUUGUGGAGGGACGGUGACGGGACUCCUCCUCCUCCUGGCUCAGUUCCAACUGUCUCUGCUGGACUCUCAGACAGUCCAAUUAGUCCUGCCUGGCUGCUCCUCAGUCCUCCAGCAGGGGGCGUCGCACUGCACUGCAGCAUUCCAGAACACAAACACUCGAACGUAGACGGGUGUGUGUGUGAGAGUAUGCACAAAGAGGCUGACAGACUCGGGGAAGAGAAGAAGAAGAAGAGGAAGAAGAAGAAGAUGAAACUACAGCUGGAAACCAAACAACUGCGACGCACACUGAGACGACACCAACAUUUGAUGCAGGUGUGUGACGAAGUGGACUGUGUGGAGAAAACUCUGCUGAAGAGACGAGCUGAACUCCGACAGGCUGACAGACUGCUGCUGGAGGCUCAGAGCUGCAUAAACACCACCCAAGACAAGGCUGUUUCAGCUCAGCAGGAGGCGGAGGUGUUGCAGCAUGCGGCUCAGGACGGCACCACCUGUCUGUUGGAGGCCCUGAGAGAGCUGCAAGAGGAGGUGGAGGAGCUGAGGAGGAGCAGACAGGAGGAGGAGCAGACUCUGAGGGAGGUGGAGGAGGCUCUGGGGAGCAGACAGCAGGAGUUACACUCAGCUACAUGCAGAUUAGCUGACGUGCUGUCGGACUGUCAGGCCUCUCAGCAGCGUCUCGACUCACUCCACACUCAGGUGGAGCAGCAGGAGCUCAGGCUGGUUCAGAGGAGGGAGGAGCAUCGAACAGCCGUGGUCCGGGUGGAGGAGGUCAGAGAGGAGGAGCAGCGACUGCACAACAGCAUCAAGGAGCUGUUGGAGCAACAGGGGGCGCUGCUGAGCCAGAAAACGUCCACAGUCUCUGCUCUCAGAGAGGACGAACAGAGACUGACCACAGUGAAGUCUGAACUCAACACACGCAGAGCAGAGCUGAAACGGAUGCUUCAGGAGUUACUGGUUGAGCAGCACGCCUUGCAGGAAGUGAAAACCAAACGCUCCCAGAGUCUCCAGAGGCUCCUCAAGAGACAGCAUCAGCUGGACAGGACGCGGGACGAACUGGACAGGACGCGGGACGAACUGGACAGGACACAGGACCAACUGGACAGGACGCAGGACCAACUGGACAAGAUGAGGGGUGAGUCGGACAGCACAAGGGGUGAAAUGGACAGGAGGAAGGCGGAGCUGGAAAGGAAACAGGAGGAAGUGGACAGGAAGAAGGAGGAAUUUGACCAACUGCAGGAGGAAGUGCAGAGGAAACGGCAAGAGAUGGCUGAGCUGCAGCAGGAAGUUGAGUCCCACAGGAAGGAGGCAGACGUCUGUCUGACAGAGACGAAACAACAGCAAGCAGAACUGCAGCAGCGGCAGGAGGAGCUGAGCAGGAGCAGGGAGGAGAGGACCACCCUGCAGGAGCAGUGCAAACACCUGGAGGCCAGACGCAGGCACGCCGACAGGUGUCUGUCAGCGGUGGAGGCAGAGCUCGCUAAACAGAGGGAGGAGCUAAGCCACGCCCAGCUUCUCAAACAGGAAGUGCUCAAAGCUACAGCAGCCACUCAGCAGCAGCUUAAUGAGAACUCUGAGUUGUUGAAUCUGCUCAGUGAACGACUGGAGGUGAGGAAAAAACGUCUGCACGCUCUGGAACAGGAGCCGAGUGUUUCCAGUCAGGAGAAAUUAGAACAACUGGUGGAGCUGGACAGACAGACGCACCACAGACAGGCUGUGUGUGUUGGAUUGGAUGAAGUUGAAGCUGCAGUGCGUCAGCUCGAGGACAGGGGGCGCCGUCUGACCCAACAGGAGCUGCUGCUCAACCAGCUCAAGGACGAGCUGCGGGAGAGACAGAAACAGCUGCUCCACAAGGAGGAGGAGCUAAAACUACAAGGGGAGGGGCUACCGCAGAAAGGGGAGUGGCUAGUUCAGACAGAGGAGGAGCUUCGUGUGAAAGAGGACCAACAGCAGCAGAAAGAGGAGGACGAGUGUUUCUACCUGUCUACAGCUGGUCUGAGAUCAGCCUUCAGUGCUGAGGAGCAGUGGUGGAAGGUGGAGCUGCAGACAGAAGAACUGAGACAACAAGAGGACCGGCUGAAGGCUCGCCUGCGCUGCAGUUUGUGGAACCAGCAGGAGGCGCUGGAGGAGAGACGGCUGGAGACUGAAGACAGUUUAGUGGGACUGAAACUCAGACUGGACCAGCUGGACUCUCAGCUGUCACACUCACAAGCUGACUGAUGUUCAGUUCACCGAGCUCUUCGUGCACUGGACUCUGAUUUGUCUUAUUUUCUGAGAACAGUCGUGACCCACACUGAGUUAAAGACAGAAACUCAGUCCUUCACCUGAGAAACAAACACGUUUUCGGCCGUUGAAAGCUGAAGGAUAUGAUCGCAGUCUCCAGGACAUAUCUGAGUAUCAGAAGCUGUUCGGACGCUGUAGCCCUGCUCCACAGGCCCAUCUUUACUGGGACAACAAACUGGUUUAUGGACCUGCUGCACAGAGCGAAGUGCCUUCAGUUUUCUCCAGGACCACGUCAGAUUUCUGAUUAUUACAGUAACUCCCACGUGGCCCGAAUGCAGCAAUAAUGUUAGCAUUAGCACUACCAAAGACAUAAACCAAGUUAAUAUUCCUGAGGUCUGUGAACACAACACAAAGCACUCAAACGUCUUUCCUUCAGGAAAACCUGUAAAACAUAUUUUUUGCUGAUGCUCUGUGGAUGAUGAAGGAAGAAGCAGCUGCUCCGCCCUGCCAUGGCGUCUCUUAGAGUCUGACAUCCUGUUGUUCCAGGUGUGCUGCAUCACCUCUCUAUCCUCAUACAGUCGCUAGGCAACGGAGCACCUCAGAGCUGCAACAGCUGCUGUCGACCUGCUGGAGGAGAGGCUGACAGACAGACAGACAGACAGACAGACAGAGAGGGUGUAAAGUGGGAGGCAGCCUCCUCAGGGGGUCACACAGAACAGCCUGAAUGUUGGGCCACAUUCCAGUCAGAAACUACCAGACCUUUUUAUGCACGUUCUGACAGUCAGAGAUACCAAUUAACAAAAUGAUGAUUCAACAGGCAUCCACAAACUAAGCAAGGAAACUCUGUGUGAGGGCAGGCUGCUGCUUCAACCGUCUGUAAUCAUCAAAGCAGAGUGACAGGAAACGUGCAGCACGUGACCUCGGCGUCAAAGGACUCUGAUGGUUUAACAAGGCGCAGACGGCUGCACGUGAGGGAUGCUCUUAAGUUUCCUGUGCAAACAUGGCGGGCUGCCACUAACUCUUUGUCAACUAAUCAGCUGAAUGUUUAGUUUAGAAUUGUUAAUAAAUGUGAACAAAAGUCUU
This is a messenger RNA of Scatophagus argus, 7101 nucleotides long. RefSeq names its product centriolin (gene cntrl). Gene Ontology annotation, molecular function: protein binding. The coding region runs from base 973 to 6015 and encodes 1680 amino acids. The transcript is spliced from 39 exons. Lineage: Eukaryota; Metazoa; Chordata; Actinopteri; Scatophagidae. The record is from RefSeq and is a predicted model, not a curated record.